Candoia aspera is the source of this 369-nucleotide messenger RNA. RefSeq names its product glycine N-phenylacetyltransferase-like. The transcript has 4 exons. NCBI's taxonomy places the organism in Eukaryota, Metazoa, Chordata, Lepidosauria, Squamata, Candoiidae. Gene Ontology annotation, molecular function: glycine N-acyltransferase activity. Gene Ontology annotation, cellular component: mitochondrion. The record is from RefSeq and is a predicted model, not a curated record. The coding region runs from base 1 to 369 and encodes 122 amino acids.
AUGAUCCAUAUUGUCACAGAUCCCUCAGAUGUGUAUGCCAAUGCAUAUGCAGCAUUUUAUCAGGAUCUGGAUGUGUACUGGAGGCUUCUAAAGGAUACAGAUGCUGUAAACUGGGCCAACUCCUUCCAACUCUGUGGGAAUCAAGAAGGGAUAGCUGAAGCUACUCAGGAUGCAGCAGCUGCCAAGCAAACAGAGUUAUCUGCAACUCCUUGCAUCCUCUAUGUGGUUCCUGAUCCAAAUAAACUCCAUGCGCCUGGGCUAGAGCCCAGCUUCACACUUUCCUCCUUGAAUAGUUCCCACGUUGAUCUACUGAAUGAAAACUGGGCCUAUGGCGCAAUGAACAAAGCUGCAGGUAUCUGGCCAAAAUGA